AUGGAAUGCAUAUAUGUGGCAAUUCUCGUCGUCUACAGCUUCUGUAAGUUACUGUAGAUUCAGUUCAGAUUUUGUGAUUCAUCAAUACAUUUGGUCUCUCACAUAGUUGUGACUGUGUUUAGGUGUGUAUAUCAUGUGCAUGAAGAAUAUGUUUUAUUUACUGUUUCUAAAUCUUUGUUCUCUCUUUCAGAUCUGACCCUUGUUGCGUCUGUCUCUCCACCACCCUUAAAGGUGGUCCAGUCAGGGGAAAAUGUCACCCUGCAGUGCAUCAAUGUCCUUAAAAACCCGGGACAUGUUGGCUGGUUCAAGCAAGUCAACGGCUCAGAGCCCCUGUGCAUCACGUCUAUGUGGAGCUCUCUGCCAACUGUUCAUCAUCAAAAUGGAUUUCAGGGCAAACGUAUGAAAAUGCUAAUGACCAAUGGAACUUUCAUUCUCAAAAUCACAGAGGUGGAUGUAGCUGAUUCUGGUCUGUACUUCUGUGGAAUGUUGGAUAACUAUUUCAUCUUCACCAACGCGACUGUCCUGAAGGUCCAAGGUAAUAUUUUCUAUACAUUGUCUGCUAUGACACCAAAUGCACAACAUUUAUCCAUGGUAUUAGAUAUAUUUUUGACUAAAUGUUGGAGAUACAAUACUAUCGUACUACAGUUUGGAAUAUUGUGGAAUAUUUAAUUCACCUAAUCGUCCAAAAGGUCACAAUGAUUAUGACAAGGACCCUACAGAGCAGUAUGAAGGUAUGUUCAUUCUGUAAUUUUAAGUGACAAUCUUUCAGAAAUGAAUUAAUAGGAUGUACCAUGAAAGUACCACAGAAUAGAAAUAAAGUACAACAGCAUCUUAUAGUGAUCUGAGAAUUCUCCAUUCUCCAUUGGUAGCAAACGGGGUAAAUGUUUUUAUAGGUCUGAUUCUAAUUGAAAUCUGUUUUGUAGGACAGAAAGAUGGAAUCGUGAACCUCUUCAUAAUGGUUGUGAUCCUGGGUGUUGUAACUGCUGUUCUAUUGAUAAUCAUCCUCAUCCUGGUCCUCAAGGUCAGACGAGAUGCAAACAGACUAAACACAGGUAUGGAGCCCAUGUCAAAUGGGGCCUGCUAUUGUUUCAUAUGCCAUAUUGCAGGCAACCCUGGUCCUGGAGUGCCGCAGGCCCUUCAUGUUUUUGAUUUCACCAACCUAGAAGACCUAGGUUUGUUCAAUUUAGGCAAUCAUUGAACUGAUCAAUUAGCUCAGUUGGGCAGGAUUGGUGCCUAGUUGGAACAAAAUCCUGCAAUACCUGCGGCACUCCAGGAACAGGGUUGCCUACCCCUGACAUACUGUAUACUGAGAAUUGAAAGAGUCAGUAAAACGUAUAUUGUGCGCACUACAAUGGAAUGAUCAGAUGAUAUUUUCUCUCAUCACUGUUUCAUAUCAUAUUCAGGACCUGACUCGCAACGACAACCACAAAAUGAUCAGGUAAAUGUUAUUUGUUUAGUGACAUUAUUUAAAAAAUAUAAGCAAUUUAGAAACAGUGUAAAUUAUAAUUGUAUGUUAUGGUGUUUCCAAAUCUACAGAACCAAGAUCCUGAUGCACUGAAUUAUGCCGCCCUGAAUUUCACCUCCAAGAUAAAGAAGAGGGAGAGAAGAAGAGAGGAGCUGGACCCCCAUGUAGUGUAUGCUGCUACAACAUGA
This is a messenger RNA of Coregonus sp. 'balchen', 1653 nucleotides long. NCBI's taxonomy places the organism in Eukaryota, Metazoa, Chordata, Actinopteri, Salmoniformes, Salmonidae. The record is from the annotation of a GenBank genome assembly.